CGCGUGCGUGCUUGUCAUAUCCGGGAGCUUUACGUUUAUAAACAUAAUCUCGUGCGCUACUGUCACAAUCUUGCCUGUAAUGAUCUUAAAUGACUUAAGUGCUUUAAAAACAGAAACAAAAAUCAUUUUUAUUGUGACUUGUAAUUAAGGUAAUCGUCAUCAGACUAUCCCGAGGCUGAAAUAUCACGUUCAAGAGUGAAUAAACUCAAGAAGAUGCCAGCUCGGAACACUAUAAACAGUGGAGUCAGAUACUCCAAACUAGCCAGUGAUGAUGAUGGAUACAUUGAUCUCCAGUUUAAGAAAAGUCCACCUAAAGUCCCUUAUAAAGCGAUCGCCCUGGCAACCGUUCUCUUCCUCAUCGGCUCCAUUCUGAUCAUCAUCGGAUCCCUCCUCUUAGCAGGAUACUUUGAAGUUAAUGAUCACCGUGAUCGCACCAUCCCAGUCCUGGUGAUUGGGAUCCUGGUCUUUCUUCCGGGGUUUUACCACCUGCGCAUCGCCUAUUACGCCUCCAAGGGUUACCGCGGUUAUUCCUACGAUGACAUCCCUGACUUUGAUGACUGAGCAGCGGCGACAGGCUGAUCUGAACAGAGCUUUGAACCUGGUUUUCCUGCAGCGCCGCUAUAUCAGUUUAUCAUGGAUGUAAUGCCAUUAUUUGUAAUGCAGACAGGUCUCAGUUCAGUGGUUAUAUUAGUAUGCUGUAUGGAGUUACAGGUUGAUGCAACAAGCAAAGUCUGAGGCAAGAAAAACUACUCAAAACAUGCCACAUGCUGUUUUAUAUUUGACGGCUCUUGUGAUGGAUUGCACGAGCGUUCAAAUCUGUCAUUAAUGAUAGGUUUAUUUUUUAUUUAAUUUUUUUUACAUUAACAUUACUGUUUCAAUCCAUUCUUGAAAAAAAAGUUUAAAUUUUCAAUACAUUUGUGUAUGAUGUGAAUAAAGCACCAUUACAGAGUUUUCAUCUUUAAUGUCUAAUGCCAUGUCACUGGAUUUAACUUAUUUAAAUUUAUUUGAUUUUAUUGGCAUUACAGAGGAUACUUUAUGAAUAAAUAACUUGUUUCAAAAUGACUGACUGAAGAUUAUCAUGAUUGCACUAAGAAAGCCUCUCAGUUUAUUCAGUUUAAAAAAAAAAUGUAAACCCUGAUAAUAAAACUACAUUUAC
Molecule: messenger RNA, 1156 nt
Organism: Carassius carassius (crucian carp)
Lineage: Eukaryota; Metazoa; Chordata; Actinopteri; Cypriniformes; Cyprinidae
Product: transmembrane protein 230-like
Exons: 4
Coding region: 214-561 (115 amino acids)
Biological process (GO): synaptic vesicle transport
Cellular component (GO): synaptic vesicle; endomembrane system
Source: RefSeq, a predicted model, not a curated record